This is a messenger RNA of Auanema sp. JU1783, 1608 nucleotides long. The record is from the annotation of a GenBank genome assembly. Lineage: Eukaryota; Metazoa; Nematoda; Chromadorea; Rhabditida; Rhabditidae.
AUGAGAUCUGUCACCCCUUCAGCUGCAUCAAUCGAUUCAAGAGUUCCGAAAGUUUUAGUGAAUCCCGCCGACGGUCUUUCGCCCAAUACUCGAGUCUUGAUUAAUCGUUUAGAAACAAAAAUGUUACGGAAAAGUAGAUCUUUAAUGUCUUUAAUAUUCGGGAAACAGAAAGAAAAGGAUAGCAGAGCAGGAAAGAAGAGCGAAGCCCUUGUUUUUCAUGCGCUGGUCGUGAUUUUCCUAGAAUAUUUCGCUUGGGGAUUACUCACAGUUCCAAUUAUAAAUGUUUUGGCGGAAACAUUCCCAACUAAUAAAUUUCUUAUGAAUGGCCUAGUUUUAGGAAUAAAGGGUAUUUUGUCAUUCUUGAGUGCCCCACUCGUUGGAGCAUUGUCUGAUGUAUGGGGACGGAAAGUUUUCUUGAUUGUGACAGUGUUAUUUACUUGUAUGCCAAUACCGUGUCUCAAAAUUAGUCCAUGGUGGUACUUUUCUCUGUUUAGUAUCAGUGGACUGUUCUCGGUUACAUUCAGUGUAGUUCUAGCCUACGUUGCGGAUAUUACUGAGAAACAGGAUCGGUCAGCAGCAUAUGGAGUUGUUUCUGCAACUUUUGCCGCUUCUCUGGUUACUUCCCCAGCUCUUGGGGCUUACGUAUCAGAGACUUAUGGAGAUGGGACCGUUGUGUUCUUAGCAACUAUCGUAUCUUUGUUAGAUGUUCUUUUCUUAGUUCUUUUCGUUCCGGAAUCUUUGCCGGCUAAGAAGAGCGUAGAAGUAUUCAAUUGGCAAACUGCAGAUCCAUUCGCCUCAUUACGGAUAGUAUGGGAAGACAAAUUGGUCCUACAACUGGCAUUGAUUGUGUUCUUGUCGUAUCUACCUGAAGCUGGGCAGUUUUCAUGCUUCUUCGUAUAUCUCAAGCUGAUGGUCGGCUUCUCUCCGGAAGCUGUUGCUGCUUUUAUUGGCUUGGUCGGCGUUCUUUCAGUGUUCGCUCAAACUGGCAUGUUGUUGCUUCUUACAAACUAUUUCGGAACCAAGCAUACUAUCACUCUAGGGUUAAUUUUCCAACUUGUUCAACUAACUUGGUACGGGCUGAGCACGAAAUACUGGAUGAUGUGGACAGCUGGAAUCCUCGCUGCUAUGAGCAGCAUCACUUAUCCAUCAAUCAGUGCUUUUGUCAGUAUUUUGUCUGAUAAGGACAAGCAGGGUACUGUUCAAGGAGUUAUUACCGGUAUUCGAGGACUGUGUCAAGGAUUUGGCCCUGCUCUGUUCGGAUUUGUGUUCUAUCUCUUUGAUGUUAACCUGGACGACGAAGAAGGCCAUCUAGGAGUAGCUCAGUUCCCUCCGGUCAGAAUUCGUCCUAUACCAUUGACUGAAAAGAUCCUAUCACCGCGAAGGAACGAAACUUCAGUGAUUGAUAAACCUGCUUUCGAUUGGCAGUUGAUUCCUGGCCCUCCAUUUUUACUGGGAGCCUGUUUAGUACUUUUGGCAUUGUUAUGUAAUUCUUCCUUAUCAACAGCUGCUUCAAGCAAAUACUUUAGAAGAUCACCUAUUCAUUCACGUCAAAACUCAGACACGACGGGCUUAUUAUCAAACGAGUACAAUGAUGGGCAAGGAUGCUAA